GGAAACUCGGGUGCUAGAAAAAGAUGAUGGAAUAUAUUACCUCAACGUCUUCUCUCCCAGUGGAAAUGACGAACCCUCUCAGGCUUCAUGUGUAGACAUGGUUGGUUACAAACCUGAAAUUGACGACACAACUUGUACAGAUACACAUUUUAAUGAAACCAAAUCAGCGACACAGGGGGAAUAUCCAAUGACAAGAAAUCCAAGAGGUUACGCAGUGAUAUUUAAUAUGGAGACUUUUUACAAAGUUCCCGGUGACCCGACAAGCAUAAAGCUGGAAAAUCGCCAAGGUUCUAGUAAGGAUGCAGAAGGCCUGCAAGAUGCUUUUGAAAAACUUCGUUUCAUAGUUGACCGCCAUGACGACAAAACUAUUGCCGACAUUACGACCAUAACAGAUGGAUACGCCUCGCGGGACCAUUCGUCAUUUGACUGUUUUGUGUUCUGCAUACUCACCCAUGGUUCAGAAGGAAAGCUUUAUGACGCAAACGGCCAUUCAUUUCAGUUUGAAUCGAUAUUCAAGAGAUUGCAUGCCCGCAAAUGCUCUACAUUAGGUGGAAAACCAAAAUUGUUCUUUCUCCAAGCAUGCCAAGGAAAUCAAUCUCAUUUCGGACACGAUCUACAAGCCGAUAUCGUGCCACUACAGCCAGGAUCGAACACUAAUUUCCGGGAAGUGAACACCAAUUUCCUGGAAGGAAAUUCUCCGAACGAGGCUGACUUCUUGGUAUUUUUUCCUACCCGACUUGGAUUACCAGCGUUCAGGGAUGAUAACCAGGGUUCCUGGUUUAUACAGUCUCUGGUGGAGAAUCUGAAACAAUAUGGGGAAAGUUGCCCGCUCCUUGACAUCUUUACCAUGGUGAUACGUGAAGUAAGCUGUAAACGUGCGGGGGAUCAGGAUGGAAAUCACUACGACCAGACGCCGAAAUUUGACAGUUCCCUGAGUAAGACAGUGUUCUUCCGUCCAUUGGGAGCGCCAUAAAUGCCGUCAA
Messenger RNA from Mizuhopecten yessoensis (Yesso scallop), 983 nucleotides. Its product is annotated as caspase-8-like. Lineage: Eukaryota; Metazoa; Mollusca; Bivalvia; Pectinida; Pectinidae. The coding region runs from base 98 to 973 and encodes 291 amino acids. Gene Ontology annotation, biological process: proteolysis; apoptotic process. Gene Ontology annotation, cellular component: cytoplasm. The record is from RefSeq and is a predicted model, not a curated record. The transcript has 7 exons.